UACACGCAAUCCUACAGGAUAAUGGAAACCGUCUCUUUAUAAUUCAAAGUAUAUAUUUUAUGCACCACCGAAAAGGCUGAGGUUACUUCAUCGCAAGCUAAAUUAUAAACAAUUUGUCAUUCGUGUAUUCGUAAAUAACAUUUCAUUAAGCAUGUCAGAAGAAAGGAACUAAUAGCUGCUGACACACCAACACAACUACCUGAAAAGGAAAACAAUGAAAAAUUGUUUAUUGUUGACAACACAAACUACACACCUCUAGAAUAAAACGUUAUCUAAAACUCAUAGCACGUCAUUAAACCAAAGUGUCUUUUUCCUAUGAGGAAACUCGACGUGUCAAAUCACAACAAAACAUUAAAUGUCAGUGCAUCACGUAACCACCACAACAUCACGUAACCACCACAAACACUACCGGUAUGGCACCUGCCAAAGAUCACUGCUCCCACCUUGCUGUACCUUUGGGCAAAGAUAACAAAUUGUUUUGAUAUACUCAAGGAGACAACGACAAUAAACAUAACAUCGACGAAAUCGUGCAAGGUUCAUUGUGUGUUUGUGUUGCUUGCCAAGUAACGUAAUAUGAAAUAUUACGUUUUCUUUUUUGUUUGUUUAUUUAUUCACAAUUCGCGUGGACUGCACGUAAAAGGUACCUGGAACACAAAAGAAUAUUUCAAAUUCCUAGUGAAAUAUGGCAUUCAGAAAACCGAUAUGCAUAACCAAAGAGACACUUCAGGUUAUAUAUUUGGGAACAUUACUUCAAAAAAUAAUUUUUCUAACCCGGUGACGUUAGCUGUACUUGACAGAAACUACUUUUUAGAAUAUUAUGGAAACAGAUCAAUUGAAAAUAAAGAUGUAGCUUGUACUAGGAUGUUUAAUAAAAUUAAUAAAUCAGCCUUCGAUUCUGUGUGCAAUAACGACGGAAAGAAUGAUUUUCUCCGGAAAGUACCUUGUCCGGAAAACAGCUUGUGUAAGGAUGAAGAUGCACCGUGGAAUGUCAUAAAAGGAAAUCAGCUGACGUUCGUUAUAGAGGAUCUCAAACAGCCAAGAUUUUGGUACAUCAGUCUAGUUGCAUGUUAUCGUAAUUUGACAACUUGUACCUGGCAUCACUUUCCAGAAGAAGCUGAACUGGAAUACGACUUAUGGCUUGUCAAUGGAAAUCCCAAUGUCACUGGAUUUACUUCCCUGGUGUACCAGUUCUCUUUUGACAAACAGGGAACAGUGGAGCUGUAUCUAGCAUUCUUUCUCUGCUAUAUGGUGCUUGUACCACUGCAGUUGUAUGCAGCAGUUAGACAGAGUCAUCCUGUCACCAGACUGUUCACUGUCAGUCUCCUGCUGGAGUUUUUGGGUCUCGGAUUUAUACUGCUUCAUAUAAUUAAGUUCUCACUCGAUGGCGUGGGUGUCCAGGAAUUAUCCAUAGCUGGAGACAUUUUUGAUAUAUUGUCGCGGACUAUCUUCAUGCUGUUGCUGCUGCUCCUUGCAAAAGGAUGGGCAAUUACAAGACAAGAAUUUACAUGGAAGCCUCUUGUCUUUGGAAUAUGGUUCUUAUAUGGAAUAGUACAUGUACUGCUGUAUGUGUGGAAUAUGACAGAAGUUGACAUUAUUGAAGAUAUUGACCAAUACCAGACCUGGCCUGGGUGGCUCAUUAUUGUGUUCAGAAGUCUUAUUAUGAUAUGGUUCCUUUUUGAAUUGAGGAGCACAAUGAGAUAUGAGCACAACAUCCAAAAACUUAAUUUUUUCCUUCACUUUGGAGCUUCAGCUCUUGUCUGGUUUAUAUAUUUACCAGUUGUUGCAUUAAUUGCACUGCAAGUCUCAACACUUUGGAGAUUUAAAUUGCUUCUGGGUAUCACAUACUCAGCAGAUUGCCUUGCUUUCUGUGUGAUGACACAUUUGUUGUGGCCCACACGUAGUGAGCAAUAUUUCUUAUUGGCUGAAGAUGUGGAUUUGACUGAUGAAUUAGAGGAAUUCAAUGAAGCACCUCACAUUAUCAACAGCACAAAAGUGCUCGGCCACCACCUUCUGCCACAGCUUGAUAAGCAGACUGACCAUGCAAAGGUCAUUGCAUGAAAUUUUGUGUACAGAUAUUGAAAUGUGAUUUUUAUAUUUAUUUACAAUGUUUUUAAACAUUUUGUAAAGAGCGGGAGUACAGGUGGUUAACAGUGUCUGUAAGAAUUUACUGUUGACUUUAUUUCUGAAAUCUUGGUUUUGCUCUUCAGUGUAGGAUUGACCAUAAUGAUAACACUAGACUUUAAUUCAGAAGCAUGUAGGUAAGAAUAAACAGAAUGAGAAAUAGUUAAAACUGCAUUUCAGGAAAAAGCUUAUAGUAGGGAAAUUCUGCAAUAGUUUAUAGAAUCAAGCUUUGGGAUUGAUUCCGGUAUGUUGCUGGAUUUUACCUGAAGUAGGGAAAAAAUAUUAGGAGAGACUUAGUCUGCAGAUUACCUCAAUGCUUGCUUUGUUAACAGUUAUUCAUUUUUCACAGACUUUAAAACAAAUUUUGUCUUAUCCAUCAUGCCUAUAGGAAUGAUUUAUACAACGAACAAAGAAAACUUGGAUGUACAGAUUUGUAAUGAAAUGUGUAGUAUUAGUAUAAGCCUCUGUUUUCUUUGUUUCUAUUGUGAGUGAAGCUUAGAAUAGCUUAUACAAAAGCAUCUUUUCAGUGCUGUCAAUCCCUAACAUAUUCCAUAAUGUUAAGUCAUUGUUUCCCCUCCACCUGUAUUUGUAUUAACUACUUUUUUCCUUCUUUUUUUUUUAAGAAAAAUAAGUAUAUAAAUCAAAUUUUAUAUUUUACGCUCAAUAUUGUUGUAGUAGGUCACAAGAAAACUGUUUUUAUGUUGAGAACUGUAAGUUCUCUCUAAUAUUAACACAUCAUUUGUGUUGGAAUGUUAAAGUGUACAGGCAUUAUCCAUAGUGAUGUUUGUGUACUAGUAACAGUGUGUUUGUACAGUGUCAAACAUCCUCAGUAACCGAAGAAGUGAUAGUGGGUGCCAAAGCCCAGUUUCCUUUCAUAUGAAUGGCACUUUAUUAAUCGUAGCAUUUAAAUAGUAUUAUUGUUUUUUGUUUUUUUUUUUUUUAUCCUCAUAAUUCAGUAAAGAACACAAAUUAGCAGGGUUACUUGCUGGGGUGUAAAACUUUUUUUAUUAAUUUUUAAACUUUUUAUUAUGUAUGUGAUAGUUUUAACAGUAUUAAACUGUGAAUAUACUGUUGUAUGUAAAUAUCUCAUAAAGUUUACACAUUAUUGUGCUACCAUUUUCACUUUUUCUUGUAAUCAUUGUGAGAUAUGAUGCUAAACUAUCUGUACUUCCAUUCUGAGAUAUGAAAAGAAGAUACUGAGAAACAAAUUUGAUAUUGUUACAAGUGUUCCUAUAUGCUGUAGUCUUAUAUCUACAUAUUUUCACAACUACAAUUCUCAUGUUCUGUGAAUUGAACAUAUUGUAAUGUAAAUAUGGGCCCGGUUGAUAUAAAAGGUCACAUUAGGCUGUGUAUUGUGAGUUUUUCUGCAGUAAUUUUUUAAAAACAGAAAAAUAUAUCAUUAUUUUGCUA
Molecule: messenger RNA, 3531 nt
Organism: Schistocerca piceifrons (Central American locust)
Lineage: Eukaryota; Metazoa; Arthropoda; Insecta; Orthoptera; Acrididae
Product: integral membrane protein GPR180
Exons: 6
Coding region: 574-2058 (494 amino acids)
Biological process (GO): response to pheromone; G protein-coupled receptor signaling pathway
Source: RefSeq, a predicted model, not a curated record